UUAGGAACGGAGGGAGUAAGAGCCUUCUUUUUUUUUGCUACACGAAAAUAGUGCAGUAGAGUAUAAGGAUUCAGCCUCCUCAAUUCAGUUGCUGCGUCAUAUGUGUUUGCUCGAAUCAAGGAGCGAUGCUUGUUUGUUUAAUCAGGGGCUGUUCAACAGUCACCAUCAUACCAAAGAUGCAGAGAGCCCAUUCAUCAUAAGUUAACAUUUCAUCAUGGCCGUCGGGCAAACUUUUUAUUGUUAAUUGGUGGUUGGAAUGAUUAAUUAUAGUACGAACCAUGCUUUUUCUUCGUUCUUGUCAUUUAGGCAGAGUGGUUGUGCCAUGUGCUGCCUCACUAAUUAAUGGUUACCAUCAUAUCAAGCAUGCAGAGAGCCCAUUCGUCAUAACCUUUUCAUCACGGCAGUCUGGCAAAUGUUUUGUUGUUAAUUGGGUGGUUGGAAUGAUUAAUUAGUCCGUAGUACUAGUACGAACCAUGAUUCGUCUGUUUUGUUGCUGUUUAGGCCGAGUGGUUGUGCCAUGUGCUGCCUCACUAUAACUUAUGGUUACCUGAUGCUUGAGUUAUAUCCAAUUCAAUCAAAUUGCUAGUGCCCCUCCAAGAAGAUAUGUCGACACCCAGCAUACUAAGCAAGGAAUAAUACUUGUUUGUUUAACUAGAGCCAGCCAUGUAGCUAAAUUACUUUUUUAUUAGGACUUAGGAUUCCAGCGCACAUCAGUUUGUAAUGAAGACCAAUAAAAAUGCCAACUUGACAUAAGGCUUGUAGCUGGAAUGGAUUCCCCUUAUUAAUCCACCGGCCCUUCUCAGCAGCUAGCUACACUCAUAUCUGCCAAUUAGCACCAACACCUCCAUAUCACAGCCAGGAAGCAAAGCCAUGGAGGCGACGGGGCUGAGCUUGGGGAAGGCUGCGCUAGGCGGCGCACUGGGCUAUGCCACAUCCAAGGCGGCGGAGGAAAUCGCCCUACAGCUCGGCGUUGAACGCGAUGUGAACUUCAUCAAAGAUGAGCUGCAAAUGAUGCAGUCAUUCCUGAUGACCGCUGACGAGGAGCAAAGCCAGAACAAGGUGCUCACCACCUGGGUGAAACAGGUCGGGGUUCUCGCCUACAAAGUGGAGGACAGCCUCAUGGAUUUUGGCCUCCACUCGGAGAAAAAGCCAAUAUUGGGGUGCAUCCCCCGCGACCUAGGGGAUCGGCGCCGCAUCUCCAAGGUGGUGAAGCAGCUGAGGGCUGAGGUGGAGGAUGUGAGCAACAGGAACCUGCGCUACCACCUCAUCAGGGAGAGCUCAGGCUCCAAGUCUACCGCGGCUGAGAAGCAGGCCAACAUUGCCACUGCGGCAAUGCUUGGCAUCAUCAAUGAAGCAAGGCUCUUCACCUUGGAGCCUAAAAAAUCAUCAGAGGUGGACCUCCACCAUCUGAUUACCAGCCACUAUGUGAACCUUAGAGUGAUCAUCGUGUGGGCAACUAGCGGUAAUCUCGGAGAGACGUUUGCCAUCCAAGAGGUUUAUGAUGACCCGUUGGUACUAAAAAGCUUUGGAUUAUGUGCUUGGAUUAGGUUGACGCAUCCUUUCAACCCGCAAGAGUUCCUCAGGAGUUUGGUAAGUCAGUUUUAUGAAAAUUCCCAUGAUGAGGUUGGAAAGGUAGAGCAAGAAACAGGUGUUCUGGCUAACAUUGAGAAGAUGGAUCAAAGAGAUUUAGUCCAUAUGCUUAAAGCGCAGUUAUGUAGCAAUAGCUACCUGGUUGUCAUAAAUGACCUGUCCACAAUAGAAGAGUGGCAUUGCAUUAAAAAGUAUUUUCCUGACAAUAAGAAACAAAGUAGAAUCAUCGUUUCCACGCAGCAAGUUGAAAUUGCACGAUUGUGCACAGAGAAACCAUUCCAAGUUUCGGAGUUCAAGCCAUUGUCAUGUGAUCAAACUAUUUAUUUGUUUCACAAGAAGAAUUCAGAGGAGCAGGUCAGCAUAGGCAGUAUUAAUGUGGAAAUGGUUGACACCAACAAAGCAAGACUUGCUGCUGUGGAGAAGGAGAAACUGAAGGCUACGUGUGCACCAUGUUCUGCCGAGCCUGUUCCCGAGUCAAACAACGUUACUAAUGCUGAGAAAAACACAUCAAUGCCCACCGAUGAAAUACAGGUGGAAAACCAAGAACCGAAUAGCGCAGGUGAAGACAAAGCUUGCAACUCAACUGCUAGAAAGAAGUUUGAUCGCAGCAGGACACUGGCACUGGCUGAUGAAGUGAUCUGUGGGCGAGAGACAGAGAAAUCUAUUCUUAUCAAAUUAGUUGGCCAACCAGACAAUGAUCAAGGCUGUAAGGUGAUCUCAGUUUGGGGAAUGGGGGGUCUUGGAAAAACCACUCUUGUCCGAAGCAUCUACCGAAGCCAGCAGCUUGGUGGUUGGAAGUGUGCUUGGGCCACUGCAAUGCGUCCUUUUAAUCCUGAGGUACUCCUUAGGGAUUUGGCUUUGCAGUUUCAGAUUACUAUUCAAGAAAAUCCUGCUGGAUCAACAUCAACUGGAGUGCAAAAGAUGAAACUUCAAGGGUUAAAUGAUGAGCUAGCUCGGGUACUAAAAAGAAAGAAGUGUCUUGUUGUUAUUGACGAUAUAUGGUCCAUUUCUGAAUGGGAUUCUAUCAAACAGUGUUUACAUAAUGCUGGAAGGAUAAUAGUCACGACAAGAGAAAAAAACAUUGCCAAACAUUGUUCAAUAGUAGACAAGAACAUGUACUGUCUUGAAGGUCUGAAAGAUGAUGACGCACUUGAUCUCCUCAUAAAGAAGGUAUUCAAGAACAAUGUUGAAAAUAAUAAUAUAUUCCCAGCUAUGAUAGAGCAAGCAAGACUUGUCCUACAGAAAUGUGGUGGACUUCCCCUUGCAAUAUCGACCAUCGGAGGGUUCCUAGCCACCAAGCCAAAAACUGCUACCGAAUGGAAGAAGAUGAGUGAUGGUAUUAACGCAGAAUUGGAAAUAAAUCCUGAACUUAGGGCAAUAAAGACAAUUCUUAUGAGGAGCUACAAUGGUUUGCCAUACCAUCUCAAGUCUGUUUUCUUAUACCUGUCAAUAUUUCCAGAAGACUAUAGAAUUAGGUGGGGUCGCUUGGUGAGGCGGUGGAUUGCAGAGGGUUACUCAAGGGAUAUGCAUGGCAUGACUGCAACUGAAGUUUCUCGGAGGUACUUUGAUGAGCUCUUAGAUAGGAGUAUGAUCCUGCCAGGGGAAGGGAUAAACCUAUACAGUCAGAAAAUCAAUUAUUGCCAACUUCAUGAUAUGAUGCGUGAAAUAUGCAUCUCGAAGGCUAGGGAGGAAAACCUUGUUUUAACGCUGGAGGAAGGAUGUUGUUUGAGUGACACACAAGGUGCAAUACGUCAUCUUGUCAUAGGCAGCAACUGGCAGGGGGAUAAAGAUGUGGUGGAGAGCAAGCUUGACUUGUCACACGUACGGUCAUUGACUGUGUUCGGGGAGUGGAGAUCGUUUUUCAUCUCCCACAAUAUGAGGUUCCUCCGAGUUCUUGACUUAGAAGACACACCAGGGUUAGAAGAUCAUCAUCUUGAUCAAAUUGGGCAGCUCCGUCACCUCAAGUACCUUUCUCUUCGAGGGUGUUUGAACAUUUCAUGCCUGCCUAAUUCUUUGUGGAAUUUGCGGGACCUUGAAACACUGGAUGUUCGAGGUACAUAUGUAGAUGAGUUGCCAACAACAAUCACCAACCUUCAGAAGCUACAGCACCUCCGCGGAGAUGGUUUUUUCAUGAGUGUACAGGUUUUAGAUGCUUGUUUGAACAGGCGUGAUAUAUUCAACCUAUACCGCUUCUCUAAGGAGCGUCCAGAAAAUGUUGUAAUUUGUAGAGGGAUUGGUAAAUUGAAGGCCCUUCACACACUAGAUUAUGUCGAUGUUUCUUGUGGCAAUGGAAAGGCCACCCUAAAAGAGCUUGGGGAGCUAACUCAGCUGCGUAAGCUUAAAGUAUGUGGUAUCAGUGGCGAAAAUAGCAAUGAGUUAUGGUCUGCCAUUGCUGGUCACAAUCAACUUCAAUCUUUGACAGUUAAAGCAGUUGACGUCUUGAAAGAGGGGUAUGAGUUAGAUGAUUGUUUGGGUGAGGGUUUGUUGCCACCAAGCAGUCUUGAGAGCCUCACUCUGAAAGGUGUGCUUGUCAAUGCAAAAGAAUGGAUCGGUAAGCUUAAUAACCUCUCCAAGUUGGUGCUAUUGUAUUGCAGAUUGAAGCAAGAAGAUGAUGUCAUACAUGCCCUUGGGUUUCUACCAAAUCUUACAGUUCUUCGCCUGAAGUGGAGUUCGUUUGUGGGGACACAGCUCCAUUUUCAGAGAUCAUCUUUCCCAAGUCUCGUGGUGCUGGAGCUCCGUGCCUUACACUACCUUCAGUCAGUGUUGUUUGAAGAAGACACAAUGCCUAAGCUCGAGCUGCUACAGGUUGUUGGGUGCGAAGAGCUGAAAGUAUUCUCCGGGAUGUCAACCCUCACAAGCCUCAAGGAAAUUCAGUUGGGUCAACGUGUCACUGAAAAUUGGUUGAGUCAUCGUGUCAGUGAAAAGUUGAAGGAAGAGGUGCAGAGGCAGGCAGCGAAGCAUAUGAACAACGUCAGAGUGAAUAUUGAGUAUUGACUAAACUUUGUGUAUGUGUGUGUGUAUCUCACGGCAUCUUUCCUGGUGUACGUACUUGCUGCUCUAUGUUGUAGCUUCUUUUUCCUUUGAGCGAACAGGCAGAUUUUAUUUUUAGAGCUUUAGUACUCCCUCCGUCCCAAAAUAAGUGACUCAACUUUGUACUAGCUUUAGUAAAGCUAGUACAAAGCUGAGUCACUUAUUUUGGGAAACAAAGCCGAGUCACUUAUUUUGGGACGGAAGGAGUACUAUUCAUUCAUUGUUUUCCAUUGUAGUAUCAUCGCAUAUUUGACUGGCGGGGUAAAAAGCAUCAUCGGAUUUGAUGCAACACCAUUACACCAUCACAUUGCAGCUUGAAUUGGAUGCUAGUUUUUACUCUA
This is a messenger RNA of Triticum dicoccoides, 4961 nucleotides long. Its product is annotated as disease resistance protein RPM1-like. Gene Ontology annotation, biological process: defense response to other organism. The transcript has 4 exons. The record is from RefSeq and is a predicted model, not a curated record. Bases 871 to 4584 code for a protein of 1237 amino acids. Lineage: Eukaryota; Viridiplantae; Streptophyta; Magnoliopsida; Poales; Poaceae. Gene Ontology annotation, molecular function: ADP binding.